AUGCAAGGCUCAGAAGGAAACUGGUGCUACAACAAAGGUUCAAUGCAAGAACUCAUCAACAUUCAUCUUUUAACAAUAACAGUCAGAGAAAUUAUGGACAAAAUAAUUACAAUUCCAGUGCAGAAUUGCUCAAUAUUUGAGAACCUUGCUUGGAAUGCCAAUACUGUAAAGCUCAACUUUGGUUUGUUAAAUGGUGAAGAUCAGAGAAGCAAAUCAGUUUUACAAAACAUAAGAGUAUACAAUAGCAUGUUUUCAUUUACUUCAAUUGGUGGUAAGAUUGAUAAUUCAAUGAACAAUGGUUUUGCUCCACCACAAUUUAUUCUGAAUGGACAAAACUAUCACCGUAUUGGCAGUUUAUUGCCAGAGCAUGGAUCAAAGCCAAAGUUUGCACAGCUGUACAUAUAUGAUACCGAAAAUGAAAUGACUAACAGAGUGAAGCAUUUCAGAAGAGUAAGAGAUUUGUCACUGGAACAUAUGGAAUCAUAUUUCACGCUAAGACUAUUUAGAGGCAGAAACAAAGACCCUAGAGUCUACAAUACACCUUCAUGUGAUGAAAUAGCUGCACUUAUAGUUGGUGAUUUUGGCAAUAUGGAUGUAGGCAGAGAUAUAGUGGUGAAAAAAUGUUCUGGUGAAUUAACCAAACUGCACGAAACUCACACAGCUUUCAUUCCACUACAAUAUCCUCUCAUGUUUCCAUAUGGAGAAGAUGGUUAUCAAGAGGAUAUCCCAAUAAGAGAAUCUCAUUCAAAAACAAAAUCCAGGGUAAGAGUUAGAAUUUCUUUGCGAGAAUUUAUUGCCUUUAGAAUACAACAAAGAGCUGUAGAAGCAGGAAAUAUUGUGAAUGCAUGCAGAUUGUUCCAACAGUUUCUGGUCGAUUGCUAUACAAUGGUUGAAGCCCAAAGGUUGUCAUUCAUCAGAGCGAAUCAGAAGUUAAUUCGCUGUGAUAUUCUUAAUGGAUUACAAGAAGCUGUUAAUAAAGGAGAGACAAAUCCUUUUUUAAUUGGAAGACGUAUUGUCUUGCCUGCUUCUUUCACUGGUGGUACCAGAUACAUGUUCAACAAUUGUCAAGAUGCUAUGGCAAUUUGUAACAAAUUUGGAUAUCCGGAUUUGUUCAUUACUAUAACAUGUAAUGUGAAUUGGAGUGAAAUAAAAGAAUUUGUCUUACCAAAAGGCUUAUCAGCUUCGGAUAGACCUGAUAUUGUAUGUAGAGUGUUCAAGAUGAAGCUGGAUGAAAUGAUGACAGAUUUUAAGAAAAAGGACUUCUUUGGAAAAAGCACUGCAGGAAUGUACACAGUAGAAUUCCAAAAAAGAGGUUUACCUCAUGCACAUAUACUUUUAUGGUUGGAUGGAGAAAGCAAGUUGAAGAAUUCAACUGAUAUUGAUAAAGUAAUAUCAGCUGAAUUGCCAAAUGCUGAUUUGUACCCCAAAUUGGAAAAAGUUGUCUCAAGUUACAUGAUUCAUGGACCAUGCGGACCUGCAAGACAUAAUUCACCUUGCAUGAAGGAAGGAAGAUGUUCUAAAUUUUAUCCAAAAAAAUUCACAUCUUCCACUUCAAUUGAUGAGGAAGGAUAUCCAUGCUAUAGAAGACUUGAUAAUGGUAGAUUUGUUGAGAAGAAUGGAAUUAAGAUGUAUAAUAGAAGUGUUGUUCCUUACAAUCCACCACUUCUAAUGAGGUAUCAAGCACACGUCAAUACAGAGUAUUGCAACAAGACCAAUUCAAUUAAAUAUUUGUUCAAGUAUGUGAACAAAGGUCCCGACAGAGCUACUCUUAAAAUAAGCAACAACUCUGCACAGUCUGAAAAAUCAACCAUUAUUGAUGAGAUCAAAAGGUAUUACGAUUGUAGGUAUCUAUCACCAUGUGAAGCUGCUUGGAGAAUAUUUGCUUUUGACAUCCACCACAGAUGGCCUCCUGUUCAGCGAUUGACCUUUCAUCUUCCUGGCCAACAAUCAGCUUUGUUUAAAGAUGAUGAUGAUAUUAAUGUGGUCUUCAACAGAUACGAAAAUGCUAACACAAUGUUUCUAGCUUGGUUUGAGGCUAAUAAAGUUUAUGAGGAAGGAAAACAAUUGACUUAUUCAGAAUUUCCAAGCAAAUUUGUGUGGUUUGCCAAAGAAAAAGAAUGGAAACCAAGGAAGAAAGGCUACAACAUUGGUAGACUGACUUAUAUUCCUCUUGGUUCUGGAGAACUUUAUUAUUUGAGGAUAUUACUGACCAUUCAAAAAGGUUGUAUUGAUUAUGAAAGCAUUAAGACAAUUGAUGGAAAGUAUUAUGAAACAUACCAAGAAGCUUGCUAUGUUUUGGGAUUGUUGGCUGACGACAAAGAAUAUAUUGAUGCAAUCAAAGAAGCAAGUGAAUUUGCUUCUAGGUAUCAACUUAGAAGAUUAUUUGUUACUUUGUUGUCGAUGAAUGCAAUUUCUAAACCAGAUAUAGUUUGGAAUUCUACUUGGAGUCUUCAAAUUCAGAAUGCUGAAUUACAAAUGGUAGAAGUUUGA
Messenger RNA from Vigna unguiculata (cowpea), 2490 nucleotides. RefSeq lists its product as uncharacterized. Gene Ontology annotation, molecular function: DNA helicase activity. Gene Ontology annotation, biological process: DNA repair; telomere maintenance. The record is from RefSeq and is a predicted model, not a curated record. Lineage: Eukaryota; Viridiplantae; Streptophyta; Magnoliopsida; Fabales; Fabaceae.